CCAUUUUUCAUACCUAGUACGCAGUCACACAGUUACGUGUAUAUUGUGAGAGUAGUUUGGUCUACUUUUUUUGUUCUUUCUUUUACUUUUCACCCAGGAAGCUAACUUUUCAUUUCGAUCACAGAAGAACCAGGAGCAAUGUACCGGGUUCCCAUCACACGUGUUUUCGCGGCGCGUGGGGUCUGCAGCCACGGCGUGCGAUGUUUCACGACCAUUCCAGCCCUCACCUACCCUGCGGAGCUGCCGAAGUUGGCGUUUGACUAUAAAGAAGGCAUCAAACCCGUCAUCUCGCCCCGACAGAUGGAGCUCCACUACACCAAGCACCACAAGGCAUAUGUGGAUAAACUCAACAGCCUCGGCAAAGGCGAGGAAGGAAAAACGAUUGAGGCGAUCAUCCACUCCACGAACGGCAAGGUCGACAAGAAGGUGAUGUUCAACCAGGCCGCGCAGCACUUUAAUCACAGUUUUUACUGGAAUUGCCUCUUUCCCGGUGGUAAACCGAUGCCGAAGCGGCUGGAGGAGGUCCUUUGCAAGCAGUUUGGCAACAUAGAGAAGUUUAAACAGGAGAUGCAGACCUCCGCGGUGAACAACUUCGGCUCGGGGUGGACGUGGCUUUGCGUGGAUCCCUCGUCCAAGGAGCUGGUAAUUUUAAACACAAGCAACGCGGAGUGCCCGAUCACGAAAGGCCCGCGCCCGAUUUUCACAAUUGACGUCUGGGAGCACGCCUACUACAAAGACUUUGAGAACCGCCGGCCGGAUUACGUAAACGAGCUUUGGGGGAUCGUGAAUUGGGAGUACGUCGAUCAGGCCUACGAGCGCGCGAUGAGCCAAGCCGAGUAAUUAAAAGGACCCAUUCACAUAUAAAAACGAUGCAAUAGCAUGUUAGGAAAAUAGGAGGGGGCAUGCAUAGGGGAGAGAAUUAUUAUGAUUAUUUUUCCUGUUUAAUAAGAAAGAAAAAGUACGAAUAUAUAUAUAAAAGCAAAUAUUUGAAUCUUUAGUCCAUCAGUGCUUAGUGGGACGGUAUUUGAUUUGAUCACACUAUUUUUAAAUUUUUAGCUUUUUUGUAACCUUUGCAAUAUCACUUCGCUUACGCUUUGUUGUUGCUGCUUACUCGAAGUUGUUUUCGUGUACUAUGCUUAUCUACAUUCUACAAGAAACUUUCCACGCCAUUUUUAUCAUUGGCAUUUCCACACAUACGUAUUAUUUUGCCCUCUUCCUUAUAAGUAAAACUUAUUAGUAUUUUAUUAAGAUAUUCAUAUAUUUUUAUCUUUUUAGUUUAUGUGCCCUACGUGGAAUUUAAGGAAGAAAAUGAAUAAAGGUUAAUAAGCGCAUGUGUCGAGUUUACUAAAUAGCUAAUCGGAA
Phytomonas sp. EM1 is the source of this 1362-nucleotide messenger RNA. NCBI's taxonomy places the organism in Eukaryota, Euglenozoa, Kinetoplastea, Trypanosomatida, Trypanosomatidae. The record is from the annotation of a GenBank genome assembly.